CCCGGCGGAUGUCUCAUCGAAUUGGCCCAGCAGCUGUUCAUCAUCAUGGUUGGGAAGCAGAUCGUCAGCAACGUCCAGGAAUUCUUCGUUCCCAAGCUGAAGGCUUGGCACCAGAAAAGGAAGCUGGCCAAGGUGCGAGGGGGGCAGAUCUGCCAGGAGUCCAAACGGUGGGAGGAAGACUAUGAACUAAUUGAAUGUGAAGGCCUCUUCGAAGAGUACCUGGAGAUGGUGCUCCAGUUUGGCUUCAUCACCAUUUUUGUGGCUGCUUUCCCGCUGGCCCCUCUCUUCGCCCUGCUCAAUAAUUGGGUCGAAAUCCGUCUGGAUGCUCAGAAAUUUGUCUGCGAGUACCGCCGACCGGUCGCUGAGCGUGCCCAGGACAUCAGUGUUUGGUUCUUCCUCCUUGAGGUCUUGGCCCAAAUCUCCGUCAUUGUCAAUGCCUUUCUCAUCGCCUUCACCUCGGACUUCCUGCCACGGCUCCUCUACCAAUAUGAGUAUGACAGCCACCUCCACGGCUACGUGAACUUCACCCUGGCUUACUCACCACCCGCUUACAUGCACGGCAACCAUACCAUGUGCAGGUACAAAGCCUUCCGCGAUGCUCACGGGAACUACACGCUCUUUUAUUGGAAACUUCUGGCCAUUCGCCUGGGCUUCAUCAUCGCCUUUGAGCAUGUUGUCUUCUUCUGCUUGCGCCUGAUUGAUUGGCUGGUGCCAGACAUCCCCGAAUCCUUGGAAGUCAAGAUCAAGAGGGAGCGUUACUUAGCCAAGCAGGCUCUGGCUGACAACCAGGAAGCAUUGUUGACGACGGUGAGUGACGACUCUUCUCCCACCCCAGAAAAUCUCCCCCCUAAUGGUUGA
Messenger RNA from Thamnophis sirtalis, 858 nucleotides. The record is from RefSeq and is a predicted model, not a curated record. Lineage: Eukaryota; Metazoa; Chordata; Lepidosauria; Squamata; Natricidae.